Anastrepha ludens (Mexican fruit fly) is the source of this 1535-nucleotide messenger RNA. RefSeq lists its product as uncharacterized. NCBI's taxonomy places the organism in Eukaryota, Metazoa, Arthropoda, Insecta, Diptera, Tephritidae. Bases 111 to 1133 code for a protein of 340 amino acids. The record is from RefSeq and is a predicted model, not a curated record. The transcript has a single exon.
UCCUGCAGACAAGAUAUCGACCGCGAACUGAAAAGAUUCUUACGUAUUAAAUUAAAAUAUAAAAUACAAAUAAGUGCAAACUAACUUUGACUAAAAUCACAACAGUAAAAAUGCCUAAGUUUUUGAAUCAAACCACUGCGAACAUUUCGUAUCAUCAUAAGAAGUUCGGUGGCUGUAAGCGCUUCCAAGACGAAGAAGCACGAAAGGAUUUGAAGCAAGUCAACGACCAGCGCAGCCCAGGCGCAGUAAGCUCCAUUUCUCAACUAUCUUCCGACGAUUCAGAGUACGCUGAAUUUGCGAAACUCUUCAGUGCAUCCAGCAGCACUCCAUACAAGAAAACGCGUAAUCCCAGCGAGGAUAGCGGUAUCUCCGUAACAUCGCAAAGACAACAACUUCACGAAACACCAUUGCUUCGACGCACGAAACGCAAGUUAAAGUUAUCAUCACUCGCAGAGUCACCGAGCGAGCAGCAAAGCAUUGAAAAACAGCAGCCAGCAUCAAUUUCGCCCACCAUCAAUAAUAAGCAGAAGCCUCGCACCACCGCCACAGCCGCAAGUAUCAACCGCGCCAACAAAAGAGCUAAUACCGGCACCACAAGAAGAAACAUAAGAUUUAAGGCCCAGGCCAUUAAAGCCUUAAUAAAAUCCACGGCGGGCAGCGCCUUACAGUUGCCCACCGGCAGCAAAUCCGCUACAGACACCACUGCCAGCUCACUACCCGACAUCGACACCUCUUUGUUGUCGUUGAUCAAUGAAAAUAAGCUACGCAGCAUUUGCGCAUAUCAUGGCAACAUGGUGCGUUCGUUUCCGAAGAAAGAGCGUUCGCCUAAAGACCAAGAACGGCGUGAUAAAAAUACCAUCGCUUGUCGCUUAAGCCGCCGUGUGAGGAAAUUGCAGCAACUUGCCAUUGGCGAGCACUACAAGCAAAUCAAGGAGAUCUACGACCAAAUGGUGGAAGUGAUGGUGCGUGGCAAUGAGUAUCUGAAGUAUCUAAAUAAGGAUGUUCUGGGCGCUGCUGAUGGGAGCUGCAAUGCGGAGGUUGUGCUACCCGCGCAACCGGAACAACGUGCGCCCAGCCGCUUCUCUAUAGCGGACAUAUUAGGAGUCCCGAAUGAAGAUAAUAACCAAGAGUAGUUUCUUAUUGAAACUACUAAGAUUUAUUUAAGAUAUUAGUUUGGGGAAAAAGAUAUCCAUUAUUUGCUCGGCAGAUGGCUGUGUAGUGAUCGAUCAAGUAAUGUAAAGUUUAUGCGCUUUGUCAAGGUGACUUUUCACACUAUGCUAAAAGUCGUGGUAGUAGUAGGCGACCACAAAACAGUUGUAAACUAUUUUUUUUUUUUCAAAUUGCAUUAGUAAUGGAUUUUAUUAUUUUUUAAUUACAUUAAUAAUGGAUUUACUUUUCCCCAAACUAUUUAAUGUGUAUAUGACUGUUAGACUGCUUGUCUUUAUUUAUUUUUACAAUUAAGAACCUUUUGUUGGUUUGUAGUGAUAUCAAAUUUCACUGCUCCAUAAUUUGGUUAAAAAAUAAUAACAAGUGCA